Papaver somniferum (opium poppy) is the source of this 1269-nucleotide messenger RNA. RefSeq lists its product as uncharacterized. Bases 1 to 1269 code for a protein of 422 amino acids. The transcript has 2 exons. The record is from RefSeq and is a predicted model, not a curated record. NCBI's taxonomy places the organism in Eukaryota, Viridiplantae, Streptophyta, Magnoliopsida, Ranunculales, Papaveraceae. Gene Ontology annotation, molecular function: RNA-DNA hybrid ribonuclease activity; nucleic acid binding.
AUGCAAAAAUUCAAUAUCAAGGUGAAUCCAGAAAAAUGUGUUUUCGGAGUAUCAUCAGGAAAAAUUUUGGGUUAUAUAGUCUCUAAGAAGGGAAUAGAAGUUGAUCCAGACAAGGUACAAGCGAUUCGAGAUAUGCCACUUCCAGCAACAGUGAAGGAUGUUCAAAAGUUAAAUGGAUUAAUAGCUUCAAUGGGAAGAUUUAUUUCACGUUCUUCGGAAAAAUGUAAACACUUCUUCAACAUAUUAAAGAAGGGAGCAAAAUUUGAGUGGACAGAGGAAUGUGACAAGGCAUUGCAAAGCAUCAAAAAUUACUUAAUGAAUGUAUCUAUUAUGCAAAAGGCAAAGCCUGGUGAAGAAUUGAUGUUAUAUUUGGCAUCAACACCAUAUGCAUUAAGCGCAAUCUUGUUAUGUUCGGAUCAAGAAGUAGAAAAACCAAUAUAUUAUAUAAGCGAAAUGUACAAUUCUGCAGAGAAAAAUUAUUCAAAGAUUGAAAAACUAAUUCUCGCACUCGUGUAUGCGUCCUUUAAACUUCACAUUUAUUUUCAGGCUCAUAAGAUUAAGGUAUUAACAAAGUCACAAAUCAUCGCAGAGUUCCUGGCCGAAUUUCCUUUGGAGGAAGAUGAAUAUGUAGAACAUAUGAUGGACGUGGAUGAGGAACAUGGAAAUCUUAAAGAUUUGUUAACAGAUCGAAAUUCAAACAGAUGGGAGAUACUGGAUGGAUCGUCUAAUGGAGAAGGAAAUGGUAUUGGUGUUGUCUUUAUUUCACCAGAAGGAGCGCGAAUGGUUUACUCAUUCAGGUUGGAGUUCGCAUCUACAAACAAUGAAAUCGAAUAUGAGGCAGUUGUACAUGCAUUAAAGUUAGCAAUUGAAAUGGAGAUAAAGGAAGAGCGAAUAACUAGCAACUCCCAAUUAGUAAUUCGACAGAUAGAAGGUAAAUAUUGUAGAAAUGAACCAUCUUUACAUAAAUACAAGAAAUUGGUCAUGGAAUUAGCAGAGCGAAUUCCAAAUAUAAGUUGGAGACAUAUAGGCAGAAAAGAUAACAGGAUCACAGAUGCAUUGGCUUUUAUAUCCUCCAUGUUAAUAGAUCCAAUUGCAAGAUAUGUAAAGAUACAAACACUUUAUUUACCAUCUAUAAAGAAGGAAGACGAAACAGAACCAGAAGUGAUGAUAGUAGAAGACAAAGAAGAAGAACAAAUGAAUGAAGCGAAUAUUAGAGAAUUGAGCUUCAUUUGUAUCUUGAUAAGGGAGAGUUACCUAAAAAAAGAUUAG